UUUCUAGAUUUAGGUUUAAGAAAUUUAUUUAAAAAAAUAAUAAAGAAAAAAAAAAGAAAAGUUUUGUGCCUUCCAUCACAGCAGCUGUCAUUGGUAUGUAUGUAAGUUUCACUAUCCAUGCCAACUUGUCACUAACGAUGAGGCUUCUUAAUGAUCCCCCAUCUUCUCUUCUCCUUUCCAGAAACCAGUUCAUCACAAAGACCUUCCCCAACCACUUCUCCAUUGCGACGGGGGUUUACGAGGAGACCCAUGGUGUCGUGGCAAAUGUCAUGUAUGACCCAGACUUAGACAAGACGCUCCAUGUUGAUGACGAGGAGUUCUUCACUCAGAAUCCUGGCAUCGUUCCUGUUUGGACCCUUAACGAAGAGCAUGGUGGCCACACGGCCUGCCUGAUGUGGCCUGGCUGUGAUAAGACCUUUCAUGGAAGGAAUGUCACCUACUGGAAACCCUUCCAUGAGGAUGCAACCUUCAGGCAGAGUAUUGACAAGGCUGUGGAAUGGAUGACAGAUGUGACAAAGCCAGCCAAUCUUGUGUUCCUCUACGUGCAGGAGCCUGAUACUGUUGGCCAUGCCUAUGGGCCAAACUCUUCAUAUGUCGUGGAAGAAUUGAAAAAGAUUGACGAUAACAUCGGUUACCUCUACAAGAUGCUGACCAUCUUCAACUUGCUGGACACGACCGACGUCAUAGUGCUGAGCGACCAUGGCAUGGUGGCUGUACCUGAGGAGAACAUCAUAGACCUGGACCAAAUUGUUGACCCAAAGCUGUAUCAUACCAGUGGAGGGUCACCAGUCAUGCACAUUUGGCCCUAUGGAGACCUGCUCGACCUCUACAUCAAGUUUGACAACGGAGCCAAGAAUCACAAGUACAGCGUGUACCAGAAGAAGAACUUUCCCUGUGGAGUGGCACUACACCAACAACUCUCGUAUCAGUCGCCUCGUGCUGGUCGCCGAUGUGGGAUACGUCUUUCAGGACUGGAAGAACCAAAUCGAGAACUAUAAGAAGAAGGGUCUCCCGGGAUUGACAAACACAUUUGGAGACCACGGCUACCCUACAAAUGCCUCCGAGAUGGAACCCAUAUUUGUCGCUGCCGGUCCGUCGUUCAAGAGGGGCUUCAAGGCACCGUCCUUCAGCAAUGUUGACGUCUACCCUCUGCUGUG
Messenger RNA from Penaeus chinensis, 1157 nucleotides. Its product is annotated as ectonucleotide pyrophosphatase/phosphodiesterase family member 5-like. The record is from RefSeq and is a predicted model, not a curated record. NCBI's taxonomy places the organism in Eukaryota, Metazoa, Arthropoda, Malacostraca, Decapoda, Penaeidae. The transcript has 5 exons. Bases 96 to 998 code for a protein of 300 amino acids.